AUGUCAACUAUUAGAUGGAUGCAUAGAAAAGAGAAAAAAACAGGAAAAAAAAUAAUAACAUUAAAUGAAAUAAAAGAAAGAUAUUUAGCUGAUUGUACUAGCCAAAAACCACAAAAAAAAAAAAAAAAAUAUAUUACAUUCUAUGAAAAAAGAGGAAACAAAAUUGUAAAAAUUCAAAAUGAUAUUUGUGAACAUGAUACAAAUGUCUAUUCUGAUGAUAAAAAAAAUUUAAUAAAAAAAGGAAAUUAUAAUGUAGAAAAUGGUAAUAAAGAUAUUAAUAAAAAUCCUAUCUUUUUAGAAACCCAUAAAAAAAAUCAUCAAAAUUUGAGCGAAGAUCGCUUUGGUAAUUUACAUGAUAAUGAGAAAAAAUACACAAACAAACAAAUUCAUGAAAUAAAUAAAAAUGUAGGAAUAAUAAAAAAUGAUCGUAUAAAUAUAAAUCUAGAUAUUAAUAUUCAAUGGGAUAAAACAGAAAAAAAGACUUUUGAAAAUGAAACAAACACAGAUAAUUAUGAUAUAAAAAUAAUAAAAAAUGACAAAAUAAAAUAUGAUCAAAAUAAUAAUAAAAAAUUCAAAGAUAAGCAAGUUCUAUUUGAUAGUAAUAUUCGAUCAAAUAAUAAAUCUUAUUCGAAAAAAAACGAAUAUAAUAAAUAUUUUGAAGAAAAUGGUAUAAAAAAAGAUUAUGAGCCAAAUUAUAAAGACAAGGAAAUUUUAAUACCUGACAAAGAUGAAUAUAAUAAUUAUAUAAAACAUAAUAAUUAUAUAAAAUAUAAUAAUUAUAUAAAACAUAAUAAUGAUGAAGAUGCAAAAAAUAACAAAAAGGAAAACUAUGUUAAAUAUAUACCAUAUAAUAACAGUUAUUCAUAUAAUAUCCAAAAUGAAAGAAAAAAAAAACAACAUCAAUUUGGAGACAUAGACAAAAUAGAACAAAACAAAAAUAAAAUUACUGAUCAGGUAAAAAAUCGAAAUAAAAAUAAUACAUAUAUUAAAUAUGACUCAAAUAUAUAUAAAGAUAUAAAACAUGAACAUAAUAUAAAUUCCAAUGAUUAUAUUAUCCAAAAUGAAAUAAGACAAACUUAUCAAUCUAGUCCUGAAAUUUAUAAAAAAAAAAUAUAUAUUAAUAAAAAACAAGAUAAAAUUAAAAAUGCUAUUAUAUCCUUAGAUUUGUUAAAUAAUAUUUUUUUAAAAAAAAUUAAAAAAUAUUUUUAUUUUUUUAUUAAACAAUUAUUAAACCGUAAUAUUAACAAACCAAUAUAUAAGAAAUAUACAAAACUAGAGAAUAUGCAAAAAAUAUUGUCAUCAAAUAAUCACAACUUUGUUCAUGUUAAAAAAAGCAAUACACAAAAGUUAGAAACUUUAAAACCCCAAAUGUUUAUACAGUCUAACCAAGGGUUUUCAACCAAUACCUUUGAUCGAGGGUUUAUAGAAAAGAGGGAAGAAUUGGACGGCCACAAAAUAGGCGAAAAUAACGACCCCAAAAUGGGUGAAAAUAAUGACCCAAAAAUGGAUGAAAAUAAUGACCAGCUUGACCAGCUUUAUCAGAUUGACCAAAGCUAUAACCACCAAAAUACAUAUACUGUUCUACAAAAUGAAAAACUAUGCUCAUUAAAAAAAAAAAAAAAUUGUAAAAAAAGUGAAGAUAUAUCGAUGCUUAAAAUAAAAACAUUAAAUAGCACUUUAAUUGAUAACUUUAGUGAAAUAAAUAUAAAUGAUAAAAAUAGGAAGGAACAUAAUUUGAAAUUUUUUUGUAUCUUAUUAUCUCUUUUUUUAAAGAAAUACACAUAUAGACAAUUAUUAAUUCCAUUUUUUCUAAUGGGUUUCAUACCCCCAAAACAGAAAGAAAAAAGAGCAUUAAGAAACUUCUUAAAUUCAAGAGUCUAUUUCUUAAAAUUGGUGGAUAAAAUUUUAAAGACUCAAGAAAAAAAAAUGAUGAAAAUAUUUUUUCAAAAAUUAAUCAAAAAUAGUCUAUCAAUUGAAAGCUAUUCAAAUAACAAAAUGAAAAAAAAUCUGGACAAACAAACAAGUUUUGAAGAAGAAAAAAAAGAGGAAAAAUUAAAAAAUAAUUUUGAUUCAAUCGGCGAAAUAAAUGAUAAAUCGAAGUUAAAAGAAAAUGAAAAAGAUGAAAACGAUGAAAACGAUGAAAAAAACGAAGAUACUAAUAGCAAUAGCAAUAGAAAUAGCAAUAGAAAUAGCAAUAGCAAUAGAAAUAGCAAUAGCAAUACAGAUCGAAAGAAGGAAACAAGCCCAAGCGCAUGUUUUGGGAAACCUAAAAUAUACAGAACUGAUGAUUACGCAAUAUUUUAUAAUAAAAAAUUUAUAAAUGAAAAAAAUAAAACAUAUCACGAAUGCUUAUUAAGAUCUAAAUCAGAUACAUUAGUAGACUUUUUAAAAAGAUCAAAAAUGUAUAAAUUUUCAAAUAGUCUAAUAAUUGAAAAUAUGGCAGAAAGUAUAAAUAGUUCUAUUAAUAAAAGCCCUUCAAAUUUUGAACAAUUUUUUACUGCAACAUAUAAAUUAAGCACUGAUAAUAUAACAAGAGACGAAUAUAAAAGCCAAUUAGACUUUUCUUGUUAUAAAAAUAUAAUGAACUAUUCUACUAUGUUUAGUAGUUACACACACAAAAAUAAAAAUAAUGAUAGUGAUCAGGAAAUAAAAAAUAACCAUAUUAACAUGGGUACUGAUUUUUGUUACAUUAAUAAUCAAAAAGAUAGGAAAAAUACAAAACCUUAUAAAAUUGAAAAAAACAAUAACAUAUCUCUUACCCCAAUUUAUGAUUACGAAUUUCAUAGCAGUAAAAAAAUUGAAUUAAUUGAUAAAAAAAAUAUUAAUAAAAAUUUUGGGAAAAUUAAUGAAAAUGCAUAUAAUACCUCAAAAAACACCAAUUUAAAUGAUAAAGAAUGUAUAGAAUUUUUUAAAAACAUUAAAAAAAAACUUAAAAUAAAUUACAGAGAAAUUUUACAUACUAAUACAAAAAAUAUAUCAGGUUUAGAUAUAAGUGGCUUAAAUAGCACAAUUGGUAUUUUAAAAAAUAAUCAAAAAUCAUAUAAAUCAGGAAAAAAAAAAAAAAAAAUAAAUAAUAUUCAUAAUGAUCCAUUUUUAAAUAGUUUAAACUUUUUAACAGAAUCAGAUAUGGCUUUAAUAAAUAAUUUUUCUCAAAAUGUUACAAAAUAA
Messenger RNA from Plasmodium yoelii, 3168 nucleotides. Its product is annotated as conserved Plasmodium protein, unknown function. The coding region runs from base 1 to 3168 and encodes 1055 amino acids. The record is from RefSeq and is a predicted model, not a curated record. NCBI's taxonomy places the organism in Eukaryota, Apicomplexa, Aconoidasida, Haemosporida, Plasmodiidae. The transcript is spliced from 2 exons.